CGGCCGCUCCCUCGCCAAGUGUUUCCACUCCACCGUCCCGCCUUCCUCGUCAGGACCAACCCCUUCCCUCCGCCCUUUUCCCCCCGGAAGAAAGUUCCAAUCUUGCGCCUCCCCGCCCUGUGACAGGCGCUGUGACAGUGAGCCGCCCGGGCCGGCUUUCCCCCUCACUCCCCGGCCGGCUUGGCCUCGGGCCCCGAGGGACCCACGGCAGUCGUGGGGAGAUGAGGACCCUUUUAGAGGAGAGGUGGAGCAGGACCGGCCGUCGAAAGGCCCCGCUUGGAGCUCCGUCGGCCAAUGGGUACAGAGGCGGCACAAGCCGAGACCUGCAAAAUGAGGCAGCUCGGGAGAGGAUGGUCAUGGAUUUGGGGAGAUAACCGGGAGGCUGCCGGCGAUGUCCCCACCCCGGGGCCCGAUGUGGAAAGGCUUGGUCCAAGGAGACUUUUUCUGAGAAAUUCCAUUGCCCGAUCACACUCAAGUGAUUGUACUCAUCGCAUCAGCCAGAUGAGCCGCAACCUAAAGACAUGGGAAUGUUUUGGUUCCCCAGCGGAGCUGUGCUGUCUGUGAAGUAAAGAACAGUUGAAAAGGAGAUUGUUCCGAGAGAGCGUGUUUACCCCAAGCUGGUCCUGUUAACAAUAGCUUCUUUAGAAUAAAAGACUUUCAGAAGAUUGUAUUUAUGCUGAAAGGAAACUGGCCUAACAAUGAGGCCAAAGACUUUUCCUGCAACAACUUACUCUGGAAACAGCAGGCAAAGAUUGCAGCACAUCCGCGAAGGGUUGAAGCAGCCUCCCAAACCGGCCGGGCCUGGGGUCCCCGCCGGCUCCAGCAGUGACCCGUCCCUGGCCUCCAAAAGCUUGGGAGGGAAGGACGCUGCGAGGCAGCAGCAGCAGCAGCAGCAACAGCAGCAGCAGCAGCUGAGACCCACCGCCAAGUUUGGGCCUUACCAGAAAGCCCUGAGGGAGAUCCGGUACUCCCUGCUGCCUUUCGCCAACGAAUCGGGCUCGUCGGCUGCACCGGACGUGAACCGGCAGAUGCUGCAGGAGCUGGUGAACGCCGGCUGCGAUCAGGAGAUGGCGAUGAGGGCGUUGAAGCAGACUGGCAGCAGGGGCAUCGAGGCGGCUCUGGAGUUCAUCAGCAAAAUGGGUUACUUAGACCCAAGAAAUGAACAGAUCGUCAGAGUCAUUAAGCAGACCUCCCCAGGGAAAGGAGCCGUGCCAAAUCCCGUAGCCCGCAGGCCGAGCUUCGAAGCGGCUAACGAAUCUUUCCCUCCCUACCACCAACUUGGCAGUGCAGUCUACGAUCGGGGUGGCUUCGGCGUGGACAGCGCGAGCCUGCUGGGCGACGGGCCCCGGCAGUACGUGGACUACCUGUUGGCGCCUCCCCAGCGGCUGCCCGGCGUCGGCCCCCACGGCGCGGCCGGCGGCCACCCGCACCAGCCCAAGGCCUACCCCGCCAGCCUGGAGCCCCCGCUGAUCAACUACCCGGUGGGCGGCCACGGAGGCCAGCCCCUCCCGCUCCCGGCCCCUCACGGCUCUGGUAGCACUCACUACGGCAGGCCGCUACUAGUGGUGCCGGGAGAAACCCUGGGUUAUGGCAUCCAGCGCAGUCCAUCCUUCCAAAGCAAGAUGCCGCCCCCGCCACUGCAGGAGGGCGGCUACGGCAACCUCUCGGGCAAAGGCCCAGGGGCUCCAGGUGGACCCGGCCACGCCUUCCAGCAGGCAGCGGGCACAGGCCCGGGGGUGGGGGCAGGCGGCCUGUACGGCUCUCACCCUCACCACAAACAGACCAGCCCGUCGGCACACCCGGUGCACGUGAUGGGCGGCCGGGGCCCAGCGUUCCCCAGCGACUUCGCUGAGAGCCCCCCGGCGAGCCUGCUUGCCCCAUCGCGCAACAGCCUGAACCUAGAUGGGUAUGAGCUGGGGGGUGCGGGCGGGCCGCCGUGGCCUCCAUCCACUCUGUCCCGGCGUGACUCCCUGCAAAGCCCGGGGCUGGAGGCCUCCCCGCGCCAGCAUGUAGGCUUGCGGGCCGACGGCACCGGGCCCAGCAGGACCAACUCUUUCAACGGCCACCAGCCGGCAUCUGUGUCCCUGCGGGCCGGGGCCCCGGGCAAGAACGACCCCACCCUCUCCUCCCCCAACACCAUCACGGCCGUGACAGCGGCUCACAUCCUCCACCCGGUCAAGAGCGUGAGGGUGCUGAGGCCAGAGCCACAGACGGCCGUCGGGCCCUCCCACCCCGCCUGGCUGCCGGCCCAGUCCCCCGGGGCCGAGGGGUUGGACGCGAUGGAACCGCACGGCCCACCCCUGGGUGGCCCGGGCACCUACCCUAUGGACGCUGACUUUGGUGCUCAGGAGCUGCGCUGGCCACCCCCUCCCUAUCCCAAGCAUCUGCGGCUCCCGAACAACGCCGAGCCUCUGGAUGUGGACGGCCUCUGCGCUGGCGUGGAGCAGAGUCUGAGGGGGGUGCCCGGCCCGGCCGAGGACAGUUGCGACAGGGGCAGCAAGAGCGCCAAGGGGGAGAAGGCGGGGAAGGACAAGAAGCAGAUCCAGACGUCACCGGUGCCCGUGCGGAAGAGCGGGCGGGACGAAGAAAAGAGGGAAUCUCGGAUCAAGACGUACUCGCCUUUCGCCUUCAAGUUCUACAUGGAACAGCACGUCGAGAACGUCCUGAAAACCUACCAGCAGAAAGUCCAUCGGAGACUGCAGCUGGAGCAAGAAAUGGCCAAAGCCGGGCUCUGUGAAGCGGAACAGGAGCAGAUGCGGAAGAUCCUCUACCAGAAGGAGUCCAACUAUAACCGGCUGAAGAGGGCUAAGAUGGACAAGUCCAUGUUUGUGAAGAUCAAGACCCUGGGCAUUGGGGCCUUCGGGGAGGUAUGCCUGGCCUGCAAGGUGGACACGCACGCCCUGUACGCCAUGAAGACCCUGCGCAAGAAGGACGUCCUGAACCGCAACCAGGUGGCCCAUGUCAAGGCGGAGAGGGACAUCCUGGCAGAGGCCGACAAUGAGUGGGUCGUCAAGCUCUACUACUCCUUCCAGGACAAAGAGAGCCUGUACUUUGUGAUGGAUUACAUCCCCGGCGGGGACAUGAUGAGCCUCUUGAUCCGCCUGGAGGUGUUCCCCGAGCACCUGGCCCGCUUCUACAUAGCCGAGCUGACCCUAGCCAUCGAGAGCGUCCACAAGAUGGGCUUCAUCCACCGAGACAUCAAGCCGGACAACAUCCUGAUUGAUCUGGACGGGCACAUCAAGCUCACCGACUUUGGACUCUGCACGGGCUUCCGGUGGACACACAACUCCAAAUACUACCAGAAAGGGAGACAUGCCCGGCAGGACAGCAUGGAGCCCGGAGGGCUGUGGGACGACGUGUCAAAUUGUAGGUGUGGAGACAGGCUGAAGACCCUGGAGCAGCGAGCCGAGAAGCAGCACCAACGGUGCCUGGCCCAUUCCCUCGUGGGGACGCCCAAUUACAUCGCCCCCGAGGUCCUUCUGCGGAAAGGGUACACUCAGCUCUGUGACUGGUGGAGUGUUGGUGUGAUUCUUUUCGAGAUGUUGGUGGGGCAGCCACCCUUUCUGGCCCCCACCCCCACAGAAACCCAGCUGAAGGUGAUCAACUGGGAGAGCACCCUCCACAUCCCGGCUCAGGUCCAGCUGAGCCCGGAGGCCAGCGAUCUCAUCGCCAAGCUGUGCUGUGCGGCGGAGGCGCGGCUGGGCGGCAACGGCGCCGACGACAUCAAGGCUCACCCGUUCUUCGGCGCCAUGGACUUCUCCGGGGACCUCCGCAGGCAGCCCGCGCCCUACAUCCCCAAGGUGAGCCACCCGAUGGACACCUCCAAUUUCGACCCCGUGGAUGAGGAAGGCCCCUGGGACGACGCCAGCGGCGACAGUACCCGGGCCUGGGACACGCUGGCCGCCGCCAACAGCAAGCACCCCGAGCACGCCUUCUACGAGUUCACUUUCCGGAGGUUCUUCGAUGACAACGGGUACCCGUUCCGGUGCCCGAAGCCUUUGGGGGGUGAAGCUGCCCCAUCUGAGGACUUGGAUCCGAACCCCAGAGAAAACGCCAGAGCGGUGGGGGAACCGGCUGGGGGAUGUCAGCCUGUCUAUGUGUGAUGGGAGAACGGUGGUGGAACCCCCGACCCCCACCCCCAUCCUGGGGCCGGGGCGAGGUCAUCCUGUCUGUGGGAACACGAUCAUGGAGCUCACGGCCCACCCCACUCUGUGGCCCUUUUAGACCCCUGAAGGCCCUGAGCCGAGCCCUCCCCAAGCUCCCUCAGGGCCCCAGUCCGUCUCGGCAAACGUGAGUCCAUCGACGGAGACGCUUGAAAUCCUGGCCUUCACCGAAAAACGGUCUUCCUGCCCAGCAGAUUUCAUUCCUCACUCCGGUCUGUGUAUGAGCAGACCCCGCCCCCAUCCCUCGAACACGCGACCGAAGGCCUCGCAGCCUAUCAUUAGACAGGUUUUUAGAUAGAGUACCGUCUUGAAAGAGCACUUAUAUUUUGUUUCUAUCAGUUUGUUUCCUACUAAAUGAUAGGGAUUAACUCUGACAAAUCAUGCUGCUGUUCUCUUUCUCCAUUUAUAUUUUAUCCCAAGCACUUACUUCCCGUCUAGGAAAAGGCAUGAAAACGGGAGAGCGUGUGAUGGGAGGAGUCUCUGUGCAAUAAUGUAAAAAAGGAAGAGAGAUCACCCUCUGCUCCUCGUGUUGCCAACGCCCGUGUGUUCACACUCGGGUGUGUGUAUGAGACGUUUUGUUUUUUCCACUUUUCGAACUCCUGAUAUGACCGUAAAGCUGCUGUGGUUUUCUGUUUGCCAAUUGGAGCGGAGGAGAGUGGGUGAGGAGGGGAUGACGCGGGAGUGACGUGGCAUCUCUGGUGUGGGAGGAAUGUUAUGUGAGCAGGGUUUUUCGAUUUGAAAUGACCAUAUCUUGCCCAACACAGGCUGGUCCUGUGAGUCUGUUGUGGCUGAGCGUCCAUAGCUGCGGCGCUCUCCAGCGUCGCCCGGUAGGAUCGUGCCGGCGACUUCCCUCUGAAGAUUGUAUCCCUUGUUGAGCUGUCCAACCCAACAAUUGUGUGUGUAUAACUGAGGACUGAUUUGAUGUCUCUUGAUGUGAUUGGAUCAUUUUUUGGGUCGGCUGUUUUACCACCUGCCAUACUCUGAAAUUGGGAUGCUUCCAAGUGAGAUAUCGUCAGUGUGAACCAAGGAAAUAUUGGAUCCCUUGCAAUUCUGUAUGGCCAGAGCAGGAGAGCAGUGGGUCUGGCCUUGCCUUACUGUCCCACACCUGCCUCUUUCCCCUCACCCCCGCCAACCUCCCCAUCUCCACACACACCUAGCCUGAGGAUUGGGGGGAAUAGUACCCCUUUCUUCAAGGAGCCGCGUAUAUGACCGAGUCGGGUGUCCUGGACCGCGACUGCCUCGACCCCGGGUCACUGCCUCCGAGAGAACUCCAACGUCGACUCCAAGCUGGGUUUAAACUACGUCUUUCUUCCCACUGUAAAAGUGAGGACUAUUCAAAGUGACAUCCGAGCCCUAAAAAUGAUUAAGCCAUAAAUAUUUGCAUAUAAAUAUAGGUGUAUAUAUAUUUAACAACAUAAACACACCAAGUAUUUCUUUAUCCAGAUUAGUGUAACUGUCCUGUUUAAAAUGAGUUAUAAUAUUUGAGUAAACUGUCCUUUGUUUUUUUUUGUUUGGGGGGGGGGUUUUGCUUUUUAAAAAAAAACCUGGCGCUUCAGGCAUAUUUUCCAUUACGUUAUUCCACGUAUUAUUCCUUAACGUUUGUAGCCUAUCGUAUCCAUUGUGUGGAGCAUUCGUGCCCGGCCACACCGGCAGGCUCCCCCGCCCCAGCCCAGCAGACGGUUCCUGCGAGCCUGUUUACAUUUGUGUGGCGACGGCGGGAGCGAGGGCCUGAGGGUCCUCAGCCCGCUGCGGGUGAGCCGUGGCAGACAGCGGAAGGUUCAGUAUUACUGCUUUUGUAGCCUGAUACCAUUUUUGUUAUUUACAUCUAGCCGACAUUCUUUCAUGUGGUAGGUUCUUUCUCAGGAACUCGAUUUAACUGUUAUUUAUUGAUGUAUCAUUGCCCCUGAAAGCUUCUACUGGCACAAUUUAUUAUUAAAACUUUGGAUCCCAAA
Messenger RNA from Ornithorhynchus anatinus (platypus), 6115 nucleotides. RefSeq names its product large tumor suppressor kinase 2 (gene LATS2). Gene Ontology annotation, cellular component: spindle pole; nucleus. NCBI's taxonomy places the organism in Eukaryota, Metazoa, Chordata, Mammalia, Monotremata, Ornithorhynchidae. The record is from RefSeq and is a predicted model, not a curated record. Gene Ontology annotation, biological process: peptidyl-serine phosphorylation; regulation of organ growth; positive regulation of apoptotic process. The transcript is spliced from 9 exons. The coding region runs from base 699 to 4103 and encodes 1134 amino acids. Gene Ontology annotation, molecular function: protein binding; protein serine/threonine kinase activity; ATP binding.